Molecule: messenger RNA, 890 nt
Organism: Mya arenaria
Lineage: Eukaryota; Metazoa; Mollusca; Bivalvia; Myida; Myidae
Exons: 4
Coding region: 228-716 (162 amino acids)
Source: RefSeq, a predicted model, not a curated record
GAAAGUUUAAGGGUUCCUAUGCUGAAUAAUUAAAUUUGUAUUUGUGAUAUGAAAUAGGGAUUUAGAGAAUCGCAGAAAAACCUAAAAUUGUGCUGACAGCUCCACUGACCGGAGGUGACGUCACGAUACCGAUUCGGUCCAGGAGGCACGUGGCACUACUUCCGCCAAACCACAAUGUGUGCCCUUCACCAUCAAGCGAACGCGUCAGAAUUGGACAAGCGGUGUCCAUGGAAACCAUUUUUGACAAGACCAUGGAAUUCAAGCAGAAAUUGGGAAUCGAAAUAAAUCAGUUUAAAAGAGAGCAUAUAAGUUGUGGAGCAACAAUAACAUAUCUAGAUUCGCUAACAUUGGAACACUUUGUCAACAUACAACAACCAUCCUUGAAUGCUGAGAACUUAAUUUUUGGAGAGUACAUGCGCCUGUCUGUAGUGGAAUACCUCACAACAAUCCUGACAUCCACGCAAGCCCAGGAAUGUUGCGUUGCUGUCCCUGACGUACAUCACCAUCUGAGGCACAGAGUCCUCAGCAAGUGGCGACAGCAUGUGAGUGGGGAGGAUAUAGCGGUCUUGGAGAGGUCGUGUAUGAUUCGUGCGGACAUUGUGGUCAAUUUGGGGAGGGACUGUAGUGAUAUGAGGAAUCUUGUGUACGUUUUGCUCCGUCACGUUGAGAGGGAAAUCGAUGGAUCGAUUCUUACUCUGGACUUUCUGAGGGGAUAAGGUGUGGGCUCACAAAGCGUUCCGGACUUAUUUGUUACUAAAUAAAGCUAUUCAUUUACAUUUGAAGAAAUCGAUUUUGAUUAGAUUGGUAAUUCUUUUUUUAGUUUCAAAGAUUACCUGACUUACCUGUGAGGUAGCUAAACAGUAAAAUCAAUUUUACUGUAUUUUAUCGAA